AUGGAGCCGGCUGUGCCGCACGCGGUGCCGCUGGGUCAGAUGGAGGUGGUGCAGGCCCUGCAGCGGCUGCACAUGACAGUCUUCUCCCAGAGCGUGUCCCCCUGCGGGAAGUUCCUGGCGGCUGGCAACAAUUACGGGCAGAUUGCCAUCUUCAGCUUGUCUGCUGCUUUGAGCUCUGAGGCUAAAGAGGAAAGUAAGAACCCGGUGGUGACCUUUCAAGCCCAUGAUGGGCCUGUCUAUAGCAUGGUGUCCACCGAUCGGCAGCUGCUCAGCGCUGGCGACGGGGAGGUGAAGGCCUGGCUGUGGGCAGAGAUCCUGAAGAAGGCCAGCAAGGAGCUGUGGCGUCGGCAGCCGCCGUACAGGACCAGCCUGGAAGUGCCGGAAAUCAACGCGUUGCUGCUCGUCCCCAAGGAGAAUUCGCUCAUCUUGGCGGGAGGGGACUGUCAGCUACACACUAUGGACCUUGAAACUGGAGCUUUCACGCGGGCCCUCCGGGGCCACACAGACUACAUCCACUGCCUGGCGCUGCGGGAGCGGAGCCCCGAGGUGCUGUCGGGCGGCGAGGACGGGGCUGUGAGGCUUUGGGACCUCCGCACUGCGAAGGAGGUGCAGACCAUCGAGGUCUACAAGCAUGAGGAGUGCUCCAGGCCCCAAAACGGGCGCUGGAUUGGAUGCUUGGCGACCGACUCAGACUGGAUGGUCUGCGGAGGUGGCCCUGCACUCACCCUCUGGCACCUGCGUUCCUCCACACCCACCACCGUUUUCCCCAUGCGGGCUCCACAGAAGCAUGUCACCUUCUACCAGGACCUGAUCCUGUCAGCUGGCCAGGGUCCCUUUGUCAACCAGUGGCAGCUGAGCGGGGAACUUAAGGCCCAGGUUCCAGGCUCCUCCUCAGGGCUCCUCAGCCUCAGCCUCAACCAGCAGCCAGCAGCCCCUGAGUGCAAGGUCCUGACGGCCGCAGGCAACAGCUGCAGGGUGGACGUCUUCACCAACUUGGGCUACCGCGCCUUCUCCUUGUCCUUCUGACCCGCGACACCUCCUCCCAAGGGUUUUCUUUUCUUUUUCUAUUUUUCCUUUUUUACAAAUAAAGUUU
Orycteropus afer afer is the source of this 1093-nucleotide messenger RNA. It is a transcript of the gene THOC6, whose product is annotated as THO complex 6. Gene Ontology annotation, biological process: mRNA export from nucleus. Gene Ontology annotation, molecular function: protein binding. NCBI's taxonomy places the organism in Eukaryota, Metazoa, Chordata, Mammalia, Tubulidentata, Orycteropodidae. The record is from RefSeq and is a predicted model, not a curated record. Gene Ontology annotation, cellular component: THO complex; transcription export complex.